Messenger RNA from Ostertagia ostertagi, 990 nucleotides. The record is from the annotation of a GenBank genome assembly. Lineage: Eukaryota; Metazoa; Nematoda; Chromadorea; Rhabditida; Trichostrongylidae.
AUGACAUUUCACAAGGAACAGAAACCGGACCCGGCCCGACGGGCAUUCCUUGCCGCCGCUUCCGGCGCCGCUGCUGCUUCGCUUCUCGGGCCCGUCUUCGCCGGUGUCGCACAGGCUCAGGGACAACCGGCCGUGCCGGGCAUCGUUCCCGUGAGCAACCGGAAUGCCCGGCCGAACAUCCUGUUCGUCUUCACGGACCAGGAGCGCUACCACGCGCAAUGGCCCCGCGGCCUUUCCCUGCCCGGGCAUGAGCGCCUGCAGAAGCAGGGCGUGACGUUCACGAACCAUCAAUGCCCGGCGACGAUGUGCACCUCGUCGCGCUCGGUCAUGAUGUCCGGGCUGCAGACUCCGGACAACGGCAUGUUCGAGAAUCUCGAUGUGCCGUGGAUGCGCGACCUGCCGCUGUCAACGCCGACCCUCGGGCACAUGCUGCGCAAGGCCGGAUACUACACGGCCUACAAGGGCAAGUGGCACCUCAGCAAGGCCACCGACACGCGCGAGAUCGGCUCGUUCAUGACCGCCGAGAUGGAGAAAUACGGCUUCGCCGACAAUUUCUCGCCGGGUGACCUGAUCGGCCACACGCUGGGCGGCUACGGCUUCGACCAUCUGACCGCCGGCAGCGCCAUCAACUGGCUGCGCACCGCCGGACGGCCACUGUCGGACGAGGGCAAGCCGUGGUGCAUGACGGUGAGUUUCGUCAAUCCCCACGACGUCAUGUAUUUCAACACCGAUGCGCCGGGCGAAAGCGUGCAGGACAGCGGCAAGCUGCGCAUGCAUGCGGCGCGCGCACCCGAGCACGCGCUCUACAAGACGAGCUGGGACGUGCCGGUGCCGGCGACCCUGCGCCAGCCGUUCGACGCGCCGGGCCGGCCGCAGGCGCAUCGCGAGUUCGACCGCGUCUGGGAUUACAUCCUGGGCAAACGUGCCGCUCGAGGAUGUCCGCUGGAAGCGCUUCAACGAUUACUACAUCAACUGCAUCCGCAACGUUGA